Messenger RNA from Nylanderia fulva, 5951 nucleotides. The record is from RefSeq and is a predicted model, not a curated record. Lineage: Eukaryota; Metazoa; Arthropoda; Insecta; Hymenoptera; Formicidae.
UCGCGGCGGCGCAGCGCUCAGUUCAGAGUGGUAGUCGCCUUUCACGGGUACGGUCGAGUCGGUCGCUCAAGCGAGGCCGGAGUAAACGUAAACGAUCGCGAUCUCGUCCCGGGUUCUGAGUUUCUCGGAAAUUCCGCCGCCGCCCGGCUGGUGUGCGUCGUCGUCGUCGUCGUCGUUCGGAUUUCCUGGCAUGGAGUGAUCUGCUCGUCGUGACUUCCCACGCAGAACGACCGGCCCAGGACUCUUCGAGGAUGAAGGGCAGACACGCGGAACGAACUGUCGCCAUUCGCGAGGAAUGCGAAAAUCGAGGAUGCCUGAGACAGCCGAUAGGGUUGCCCAGGAAGCGAGCGGCUCUGCUGGCGAUUUGUCUUCUGGCCACUUGUACCGCGGGUAACAACGUGAACGAGCCACCUAUCCUGGAGGCCGGUGGAUACCCCACGGGUUUGCCGCUCUCGGAAUCGACCAAGGUCGGGACGGAGGUGUUCGUCCUCAAGGGCCACGAUCCCGAAGGAUCGCCGGUGAAAUACGGCAUACAACUCACGGAUCAUUUCGUUGUCAACCCGCGCACCGGUGUCAUCACUCUGGCGAAGCCUCUCAAUCGCGAGGAGAACGACACAAUACGUUUUCGGGUUACUCUGGAGGACGAGGUGCCCGCCGGGCAGCAGCCAAACAUCGUCGGCGUGGACGCGUACGUGAUCGUGCUGGAUGAGAAUGACAAUCCGCCGCACUUCCUGGGUGUACCGUACGAGGCGGUUGCCGAAGAGGACACCCCGGUUGGCUCCACCAUCCUGCCGGGUAUCAGGGUCGUGGAUCCUGACCUGCUAGGCGAUAUUAUAGAUCUAACGUGCGUUCCGCAGCCACAGUUCCUGGACGCGUGCGAGAAGUUUGGCAUCGUCAACGUCGAGAGAAGCCAGAAUACGUACGUGGGCGCCCUGGUCCUGCGACAACCCCUCGACUAUCGGGAGAGACCUUUCUACCAGCUGCUGCUGCGGGCAAGCGACGGCCUGAACAAUGGAACCACCGGCGUGGAGAUCAAGGUAGCGGAUAUUCAGAACAGCCCGCCGGAAUUUCUGGAUUCGCUAACAGGUGUGGUACGCGAGGACGAUCCCAUCGGGACUCUCGUGAUGACCGUAAAGGCACGAGACGGCGACAGGGGUAUGCCGCGGAAGAUGAUCUACGAAUUGGUCACCAACCCGUUCGAUUAUUUUCUGCUGGACGACGACACAGGCGAGUUAAGGACGGCCAAGCCGCUGGAUCGGGAGGCGCUGGAAAACUCUACGGGCGUGUUGACGUUGAUCGUGAAGGCUCGCGAGCUGAUCGACGGCAUGCCCGGGAAUGACAAGCUGACGGUAUCGACGGCCGAGGCGACCGUGACGAUCAAGGACGUGAAUGACGAGCCGCCUACGUUUAAUCGGCGCGAGUACAACAUCGAGAUCCCAGAAAAUGUGCCGGACGGCACGCCACUGCCGCAUCUGGACAUGACGGUGAAAGAUCCGGAUGUUGGCUUAAACUCCGUGUUCUCUCUACGUCUGGAAGAUAUAACAGGUGCGUUUACCGUGGAGCCGGUGCUAGCGACUGGUAGCACGUCUGUGAACAUUCGCGUUACGAACGGCUCCCUCGACUAUGAAAAUCCUAAUCAACGAAAAUUCAUUAUUUUGGUUGUCGCCGAGGAAGUUCAUACGAACCCGAAGCUCUCAUCCACGGCGACGGUAACAAUUUCCAUCACGGAUGCAAACGAUAACGCGCCUUCCUUUAGCAAUCCGACGUAUACGGCUUCGGUGUCCGAGACGGCGGCUCCAGGAAGCCCAAUUAUAACGAUCACGGCGAAGGAUCGUGACAGCGGGCGCUUUGGUACUGCUGGCAUAGUCUAUCAAUUACUCGGCCAGGGUGCGGAACACUUUGCGAUCGACAAGAAGACCGGCAGCAUCACCGUCGCACCCUGCCCGACGCCCGGUACCUCGCCAUGUCUAGAUUACGAACAACAGACGGAAUAUUUCCUCACUUAUAAGGCAACGGACGACAAUGGGGAAGGUCAAACGACGAGCGUUUCAUUGCGCAUCAGCUUGAUAGACGCGAACGACAGUCCGCCGCGUUUCUUGCAGGACAAAUAUCGCGCGGUGGUGGACGAGGGUGCCGAGAAAUUCGAGCCCGAAUUGAAGGUACAAGCGCGAGACAAGGACAAGACGUCGAAAAUCACGUAUGCCCUGGUGGGCGGUAAUGAGCUGGGGCUGUUUGCCGUCGAUCCGGACACUGGCGAGAUCACUGUCAGGAGUCCGGUCGAUAUGACCAACGCCACCCACGACUGGAUUGCCCUGACGAUACAGGCGAGCGACGGUAUAUUCGUCGAUUCCGCCCUCGUCAACAUCACCGUGCGCGACGUUAACAACAACGCGCCCGUGUUUCCGCAUGAUAUAUAUACGGCCAGUAUCGCGGAGAUUUCGCCGAUUGGAACUGUCGUAGAGGAGGUAACCGCGACGGACGCCGACAGUGGAGUUAAUGCAGAAUUAGUCUACAGAAUACAGAAAGGAGCUUUCGAUGACUUUGCUGUCAACGAGAGCACAGGCGUCGUCACAGUAUCUCGAAAGUUGGAUUAUGACGAGAAGAAUACGUAUCACGUGGAAGUCAUAGCGUUCGAUAAAGGAACACCGAGUCUGACCGGAACGACGACGCUGAUGAUCGAAGUUGAGAACAGCAACGACAAGGCCCCGUAUUUCACGCCAGAAACGCAACGAGCUGAAGUUACAGAGGACACGCCAAUUGGCACCGUUUUCACAACAUUGAAAGCCACCGAUCCGGACAGCACGAAUCUCGAAGCUUUGAACUUUGCCAUUUCCGAGCCAAUCACCGCUAUUGACAGAAACGGCCAGCGCGUCAACGACAGCAAGUCUUUCAGGGACUUCUUUGCAGUCGAUCGCGCUACGGGCCAAGUUUCCGUCGUUCGCAGCCUGGAUCGUGACAUAGCAGCUACAGUAAGCGUUACGAUUGUUGUAAGCGACACCACGGCGCCCACAUUACAGCAAGGACGAGGCAAACUAGUAGUGACUAUCAUCGAUGUGAACCACAUGGCGCCAGAAUUCUUGAAACCGUGGACCCGAGAAAAUCCCCGUUACUUGAUAGAGAUGCAAGAGGAGCAACCCACCGGCGCUGUCGUGGGAGCUUUCACAGCAACGGACGCUGAUAGUAACAUAGCGGGAUACGCCAUCGAUCCACCGAGCCCUUACUUCAAUAUUGAUAAUAUUACCGGAAUCGUAAGAACUAGUCAAGUGAUCGAUUACGAGGAAACGAAGCAAUUGGAAUUCACGGUAGUCGCUUACGAUUCCGGAGUGCCCCAACUUUCCGCGACCGCAAAAGUCACCGUUACCGUGAUCAAUGUGAACGAUCAAGAUCCGAAAUUCGAGAAGGAACAGUAUAACGCAACAGUGAAAGAGAAUUCUCCACCCGGCACUCGUGUCAUCGUCGUGAAAGCUACGGAUGGAGACGAAGGACUUUUUGGCGAUGUCAGCUAUAGCCUAAUUGGCGAACACGCAGCUGACUUUAACAUUGGACACGAAACCGGAGAGAUUACUGUGGGUGGUGCCACAGUUCUCGACAGAGAGAUGACGCCAGAAAUCACUAUAACAGUGAUGGCCAGCGACAGUGCUCAUGUUAAUUCUCGACGAAGCACUACUGUACCAGUAAUUGUCAAAUUAAUUGACGAAAAUGAUAACAGACCGAUAUUCUCGCAACAUAGUUACAGAGCGUCCGUCGCGGAGAAUUUAUCUGUUAAUCCGCCAGCACCUAUUCUGCAGGUACGAGCUGUAGAUCAAGACGAAGGAACGAAUGGUGAAGUCUGGUAUACAAUCAUCAAUGGGAAUGAAAAUGAAUCAUUUUCGCUAAAUCGCGAAACCGGCAUCUUGUAUCCUGCGGCCGCCCUUCUGGGCAGAGCUGGUUCUUACAGGAUCGAGGUCGAAGCACGCGAUGGCGCCGGAAAUGGUCCACAUUCGGACAGGUGUUAUGUUGACAUAAGAGUUACUCCAGUAAAUCAACAUAAACCGCAAUUUGUCAUGCCAGAAUUGACAAACGCGACUGUAGAAGUACCGGAAAAUGCAGGUGGUGUUCCGAAUUAUCUAAUAUUGACUGUAAAAGCAAUUGACAGAGAUCCCGGCGAGAAUGGUCGUGUCAGCUAUCAUUUAAAAGUCGGCAAUAGAAAUGUUCAGGAAACCGAGGAAUUCUCUAUAGACCAAGAGACUGGCGAACUUCGAUCGAAGAUCAUUCUCGAUCGUGAAAUUAAGAGCAAAUUUGAGCUUGUUCUUGUAGCAGCUGAUCACGGCAGUCCUACAGCUUACGAGACAUUGCGGCUAUUAACAGUUCAGCUAGUCGAUACGAACGAUAACGUGCCACAAUUUUACGAAGAGUAUAAUUUUCAUGUGUCAGAAAAUCGACCGAAAGAUUAUUUUAUCGGGAAAGUAACAGCGGAAGACAAAGAUGAAGGCAGACAUGCCAAAGUCUACUAUUAUAUAGAAGCAGGAAACGAAGGCUAUGCCUUUUAUAUGGACAAAUCCGAUGGUAGCAUUUACGCGAAUAAAUCGUUUGAUCGCGAGACGAGGGACAAGUAUGUCCUCUCUAUUCUCGCAUCUAAUGACCCCGAUCUCUACAUCAAUCCCGCACAAGUUGGCAAGCCGUUGACUCACAAUCCGGAGCACGGACACGUGAACGUGACGAUAGUUGUGCUAGAUGAAAAUGAUAAUCCGCCCAUCUUUGAACGCAUCGAUUAUUACGCUGGAGUAAAUUCCAUGGCGAAUAUAAACGACUUCGUGACUAAGGUAACUGCGUCCGACUUGGACGUAGGUGACAAUGGCACUCUUCAUUACUAUGUUGCUAGCGCGAAUCUUUAUAAAUACGGUUCGGAAAAACCGAGCGGUUCUAUAGUGCCGAGCCCGUUCAACGUCACUCAGGAUGGCAAACUCGUCACGAGCGGAUAUAUGGCGGAAUACAAUCAAGAUAGGUUUAUUGUCGAAGUCAUCGCUAAAGAAACGGCAAUUCCAGAAAGAUUCGCGAUGACCAGAGUUCACGUAUGGGUGUUCGAACCGUCUCAGUUAAUACGAGUUAUACUGUCUCGACCUCCGGAGGAGGUCAAUAGUGAACGCGACGAGAUUGUUUCGGAAUUAUCCAAUGCCACACAAAGUAGAGUCGUAGUAGACGACAUUAGAUAUCACGUUGACGCUUCCGGACAUAUUCGCAGAGAAUGGUGUGACAUGUAUUUGCACGUUGUCGAACCAAAAACUCAAACCAUCGCACCAAUCCCUCACGUACUCAAGGUUAUCGAUGCGAAAUACGAUUUCUUGAAGCAUUAUUAUACCGGAUUUGCUAUUGAAAAUGUUGUGCCGGCAUACGCUGGAGUUCAAGAAGAACCUUUCGAUCCUGCACUCGCUGCUCUAAUAGCUCUCUUAGUUGUUUUGCUCGUAGGAGCAGUCACUGUUACAGUAGUUUGUUGCUGCUUACGCCAUUGGGUAAUAACUGUGCCAAAUGAUAUACGUAAGAAAGACGGCCUAAUUAAAAAACAGAUCAUCGACGAACUAAACACGACGGAGAAUCCUUUGUGGAUCGAGCAAAAACUGAAACUCUACGAAGAGCAAGAGUUAACGAUGCAAGUGUUUAGUGAACCCGAAGGCGGUCUCGGUGGCGAGAGACGCGGCAGUGGUGUAAGCGUCGGUAUGGGGGACACGUCUCAAGAUAACACUUAUGCCACUAUACAACAUCCGUUGCCUACAAAUAGGCAUCGUCCGACCACGCCGGAUUAUACCACGCUUCCAGGAAAUCAUAAUUUAUACGAAUCGGCAAUGGGUUUUCAAGGAUCAACCUUCCAGCCCUCUCCGAACGUGAUGCCGCAAUUGACGCUCGAUCGCGAUGGCCAGCCCCAAUUCGUUUCGGGACUAGUAUAAACUGACUCUUGACUACGCGGGCAUUUUCAG